This is a messenger RNA of Medicago truncatula (barrel medic), 2132 nucleotides long. RefSeq names its product transcription initiation factor TFIID subunit 12. Gene Ontology annotation, biological process: RNA polymerase II preinitiation complex assembly; DNA-templated transcription initiation. Lineage: Eukaryota; Viridiplantae; Streptophyta; Magnoliopsida; Fabales; Fabaceae. The coding region runs from base 71 to 1618 and encodes 515 amino acids. Gene Ontology annotation, cellular component: transcription factor TFIID complex; SAGA complex. The record is from RefSeq and is a predicted model, not a curated record. Gene Ontology annotation, molecular function: TBP-class protein binding; protein heterodimerization activity; DNA binding. The transcript has 9 exons.
CACAUAAAUACCACUAAACUUUCAAAUUUUCGACCAAAAUUCUCGGAACCAGUGCAACUACAACUCCUCCAUGGAAUCGCAACCUCCGGCCACCGGAACCACCGCUAGAACCACCACCGAACCCUCACAAUCUCAACCACAACACCAACCACCACCCUCUCUCCCUCCACCCACCUCCUCAACCCCUCCCAUCUCAGCACCAUCACAUCCUUCCCCAAUCCCUAACCCUAACCCUAACCUAAUCCAAACUCCAAAUCCUAAACCCCCAACUCCACUUCCUCCCCAAUCACGUCCUCCUCCGUCUUCAUUCAGCCGAAAUCCUCCUCCGACACAGUCACAUUACUCUCACUUCUCAUCAAUCCCACCUUCCGCUAAUCCUUCACAGGCUUCAUCUUUUCCGUCCAAUCCCGCUUCGUCGAUUUCCUCGGCUUCCGCGCCGAGAGGCGGUAUGGCAAUCGGUGUACCUGCCCACCACCAGAGCCCUUCGCCUCCGUUUUCUUCUUCUUUUAGUCAGCAUUUUGGUGGAAUGGGUCGUUCUGAUUCUACCACAAAUUCUAACACCUCUCAGGUGAGAGCGCCAAUGCAAGGAAUGGGGACUUUAGGAUCUUUCGGUUCAAAUUCACAAAUGCGGCCAGGUGGAAUGCCUCCGCAUCAACAGAGACCGGUUCAAUCGUCUCUCAGACCACCGCCACCGUCUGCUCAAAAUAAUCAACCUGCUGGUUCACAGAGUUUCCAAGGUCAUGGACUAAUGAGACCGUCAUCUGCGGGACCACCUUCCGCUCCAUCUUCAAGUGCAUCACAAGGUAUGCAGUCAAUUAAUCAGCCAUGGUUGUCGUCUGGGCCGCCAGGGAAGCCUCCUUUGCCAUCCCCAGCUUAUAGGCAGCAAAUAAACCCACAAUCCUUGCAGCAAAGGACACAUAUUUCCCAGCAGCAGCAAUCCAUGCCAACAGCUUCACAGCAGCAGCAACCUUUGCCUUCUAAUCAAACCCAGGAGCAUUUUGGGCAACAAGUUCCGUCUUCAAGGGCUCCUCAUGUGCCUCACCAGGCGCAGGUUACAAGGCUACAGGGGCCAGGAAAUCAGAAACCUUCAUCACUUGUGGCUGGACAGUCCGGUGCAGUUCAACCAGGGAGUCAAAGUAGAUUACCAAAUACUUUACCAAAUGCAGAUAUAGAAGAAUCGGGCAAGAGUGUUCUCAGCAAAAGAAGCAUCCAUGAGCUAGUCCAUCAGGUUGAUCCAUUGGAGAAGUUAGAUCCUGAAGUUGCAGACAUUCUUGGCGAUAUUGCAGAAAAUUUUCUGGAGUCUAUAAUUAGGUCAGGUUGCUCACUAGCCAAGCAUCGGAAGUCAACAACUUUGGAAGCCAAGGACGUACUUUUACAUCUUGAGAAAAAUUGGAAUAUUACGCUUCCUGGAUUUGGUGGUGAUGAGAUUAAAAACUACAGAAAACCGCUUUCAACUGAUAUUCACAAAGAGCGCCUAGCGGCUAUAAAGAAAUCAAUGAUAGCAACUGAGGCUGCACAUCCUAAGGGCUCUGCUGGUCAGGCUUCUGGCAGUGCAAAGGGUAGUCAGGCAAAGAUACCUUUCAAUGUCCUUGGCUCUCCCAACCUUAAAAAUCCAUAAGAUGUAUGGCUGUUUUUGCGCUUUUAUACAGCAAUGGAGGAAUUGCUUUGGCAAAGGCUGCUUCUGAGCGUUCCAUGUAGCAGAACAUGAGAAAUAGUCUAAAUUUUGAAGCACUGCAGAAGACAGACAGAUAAGGGCGAAACAACAUUCAAAUGAAGGGGACAAAGGAAAAGCUCUGGCCUCAAUGAUUUCAAUUCUUUGGGAUUCAUAAUUGUAUGAAAGUCAUUGAUCGAGCAAACUAAUUUAGAUGCAAACAGUCCUGAAAUAUACUCACAAAUACUUUUACUGUAAAUUAAGCAUUGAGUUUCAACAUCAUCAGCAGGCUCUUUGCAAUUUGUGGCCUUGUUUUUUUCGAAAGGAUCUUUCACUGUGUUUGUUUACACAUUGGGCGAGGUGUUGACAAACUUUGUAGGGUAUUUAUUUGUACAUAUCUCAUUAGAAUUUUUCAUGAAGGCAUUUUGAUGUGUUGAGUAUGUACCUUACAUCUUGAUAUAAUACAAAAUAUUUAGAAGAA